This is a messenger RNA of Anopheles arabiensis, 5300 nucleotides long. RefSeq names its product chromosome-associated kinesin KIF4A-like. Gene Ontology annotation, biological process: mitotic spindle organization; microtubule-based movement. The transcript is spliced from 4 exons. NCBI's taxonomy places the organism in Eukaryota, Metazoa, Arthropoda, Insecta, Diptera, Culicidae. The coding region runs from base 241 to 4017 and encodes 1258 amino acids. The record is from RefSeq and is a predicted model, not a curated record. Gene Ontology annotation, molecular function: ATP binding; microtubule binding; microtubule motor activity.
UAACGUUCUUCGUGCGACAGGCGUCUGCUGGGGCCAGUGUGAUGCGAGCUUGUUGUUUAGGUGCUGCAGUUGUUUUUUUUAUUGUUGCCAAGUUUAUUUCAGUGCUGUGUGGACCAAUUUAUCAACACGCUAACCAGCCGCUACAGCCACAACGAACCCGCGGUCGUUAGCUACAUCCAACACAAAUUGUUUUGAUCGCAGGUUGAGAACGGUUGUCCGUGCGCUUUCGCUUUUCACACGAUGAGCAAACCGACGCGUCCAUCAGAAAUUAAGCUGCCCCAGCGCGAGCCCACCAAGGCGCCGGGUGCCGCCGCCAUGCCCGGCCCGGAGAGCGUGAAGGUAGCGGUGCGCAUCCGGCCCAUGUCGCAGUCCGAGCAGGCUCGCGGCUGCCAGACGGUGGUGGAGCAGGCGGCCCCGGGCGCCCCGCAGCUGCUGGUGUGCGGCGGCCGCACGCCGUCGGACGUGUUCUCCUACAGCUACGUCUUCCCACCCAGCACGGUCCAGUCGCAGCUGUACGAGGUGGCCGUCUCGCCGAUGCUGCACAAGCUGUUCGCCGGCUACAACGCCACGAUCCUCGCGUACGGGCAGACGAGCUCGGGCAAGACGUUCACGAUGGGGACGCACUUUGCCGGCGAGGUGGACAGCAGCGUGGGCGUGAUACCACGCGCGAUCAACGACAUCUUCCGGCUGAUGGCGGACGGGACGGCGGAGGUGGCGACGCACGUCGACACGCGCGUCACCUGCUCGUACAUCGAGGUCUACCAGGACCAGGUGUUCGAUCUGCUGGCGGAGAAGCCGGCCGGCACCGAGCGGCAGCCGGUGGACAUACGGGAGGCGGUCGGCGGCGACAUCAUACUGCAGGGGCUGACCGAGGUGGCGGCUGGCGGCGUCCAGUCCGCGUUCGACUGUCUCGCGCGCGGCUCGCUCGGCCGGGUGGUGCGUGCGACCGCGAUGAACAACGUGUCCAGCCGGAGCCACGCGAUCUUCACGCUCACGCUGCACCAUACCGCCCGGGACGAUCCGGCCGUGGUGACGCGCUCCAAAUUCCACCUGGUCGAUCUGGCCGGGUCGGAGCGCUCCAAAAAGACGGACACGACGGGGGACCGCUUCAAGGAGGGGGUCCAAAUCAACAAGUGUCUGCUGGCGCUCGGCAACGUGAUCACGGCGCUGGGAAGCAGUGCGGGGGCGGCUGGCAAGAUGCACAUACCGUACCGCAGCUCGAAGCUGACCCGGCUGCUGCAGGACUCGCUGGGCGGCAAUUCCUACACGCUCAUGAUAGCCUGCGUGUCGCCCGCCGACUACAACCUGUCGGAAACGUACAGCACGCUGCGGUACGCGAACCGCGUGUGCAAGAUCAAGAACAAGCCGAUCGUCAACCAGGACCCGCAGCAGGCCCGCAUCAAGCAGCUGGAGGCGAUCGUGCAGGACCUGCGGGUCGAGGUGAUGAUGCUCAAGAGUGGGCGGGAGGGUUGUCCACCCACCACCGACAAGGAUGGCACGUUUCGCGUGCCGCAGCCGGUCCACUCGCCGCUGGUGCGCGGUUUGACCGAGACGCAGCUGCUCCGCUCGCCGCGCAGCAGCGAGGCCGGGUCGGCCAGCGACCCGUCCGCCGGCUACCAGAAGCUGCAGGAGGCGAACCGCUGCCUGCAGAAGCAGCUGCAGGCCACGAUGCACGAGCUGGAGGUGCACGAGGAGCGCUCGAUGCUGGCGGAAAAGCUGCUCGAGGACAUUGAGCAGCUGCUGGGGCGGGAGGCCCAGCCGGGGGAGGAUGGUCUGCGGCAAGAGCUGGCUCGGCUGCUGGCCGCCCACCAGGACGAGGUGUACUCGCUGGGCAGCCAGAGCGCAGCGUACGGGCCGCCGCUGUCGCGGAUGAUUCGCCUAUCCACCGCCGGCGCCGGCGUGGACGAUCCGCUGCGCACGGAGGAGUUCGAGCGCAAGUCCGAGUUCCACACGCAGCAGCAGAUACGCAUACACGGCGAGCUGACGCAGCUGAAGCGCGAGCUCGCGCUGAAGGAGGAGCUGCACCGGAAGUGCCAGGGCAACAGUGCGGCGGUCCAGUCGUACACGAGCAGGCGGGAGCGUGAGCUGACCGAGCAGCUGCACGAGUACGAGGGGCAGAUGCGCAGCCUGGAGAGCCAGCUGGCCGAGCUGAACGCACUGCUGGACAACACCAAGGCGAGCGAGAAGCGCUCGAAGCUGGCGGAGGAGCGCCGGCGCAAGGUGCAGCAGCUCGAGGCGGAGCUGGCCGAGAUGCGGCAGAAGAGUGCGCGGCAGGCGAAGCUGCUGAAGCUGCACGAGAAGGACGCGGAGCGGAUCGCGGGCCUGAGCUCCGAGAUCCAGCAGAUGAAGGCGACGCGCGUCAAGCUGCUCAAGACGCUGCGCACCGAGAGCGAGAGCUUCCGGCAGUGGCGCGCGAGCCGGGAGAAGGAAAUUACGCAGCUAAAGGCGAAGGACCGCAAGCAGCAGUACCAGCUGCAGAAGCUCGAGUCAACCUACUCGAUGCAGAAGCGCAUAAUGCAGCGCAAGAUGGAUGAAACCAUCCAGGUGAACAAGCGGCUGAAGGCCACGCUCGAGCGGCAGCAGCGCAGCAAGACGGCGGCGGGUGCGCGCGACCGUGCGGCGAUGCGCGGCGCGGAGGCGGCUCGCUGGGUCAAGCAGGAGCUCGAGCUGAUCUGCAACACGGUCGAGGCGACGGUGACGCUGAGCGUGCUGCGCGCCCAGCGCGCCCAGGAGGUGAAGAAGAUCAAGCAGAUGGAGGGCCAGUGCGCCGAGCUGCCCGAGGGCGGCGCCGAAUACCAGCGCCUCCGGCAGGACAUCCAGCAGUGCCAGCUCGAUCUGGACUACCGCAACGCGCAGAUCGUCGACCUGCAGACGAAGCUGCACACGAUCGACACCGACAGCCAGGUGGCGGCGUUCGGCGAGGGGCUGGCGAAGCUGCCCGAGGCGCGCGACGCGUUCCAGCGGCUGCUGGAGCAGCUGGUCCAGACGCACACGCGCCUCAUCGAGACACGCUUCCAGCUGGUCGAUCUGCAGGCGACGGGCGACUGCCAGGAGGAGGAGCUGGCGCAGGCCCGCGCCCAGCUCGAGGCCGCCGACCAGCAGUACCGGGAGGAGGUGGUGCAGCUCGAGAAGCGGUACGAGGACAAGCUGGCCCUGCUGCUGAUGCAGCGCACGGGUGGAGCGGCGGCGGCGGCGGCGGCGGCGACCGCCGCCCCUACCAACGGUACCGGGGCUGAGGGGGAGGAGGUGGAGGAGGAGGCGGGUACGGGCGCCGUGCACGAGGAGGCGAUCCGGCGCAUCGAGCAGCUGCGCGACGAGCUCGAGCUGUACAAGCGGUCGGCGCAGAUGCUGCGCAGGCAGCUCGACGAGACGACCAAGCGGCCUGUCCGCAAGCGCCGCAUGCCGAACCAUCUGCUCGACCCGGACUUUGACACCGAGCUCGACCUGGAGUUCCUUGAGGACGAGUACUAUCAGGCCGGUGGCUCGGAUGACGACAACCCGGAACUCGAUCCUGACUUCCGCGGCACACCAUUGCACAAGCGCAAGAAGCAGUCCAUGAGCAUUCGCGAGGGACUCCUUUCGAGCACGAUCCAGAGCAACGCCAGCACCGUGGGCAGAGCGGCGACCGGCGGUGGCAGUGCCAGCUGCUCCUGCUCCGGCAACUGUGGCUCGCGGCGCUGCGGCUGCCACAAGCAGGACAGCCUGUGCGGGGCGAGCUGCAGAUGUCCGCCGACCUGCGUCAACCGGAUCGGUGAAGGUGAUCCGGCGGCUGCGCUCGAUGUCAGCGAUGGCAGCACCGUCGCCCCGGUCGAGGACACAAACGCUGCUGCGAACGCAACCGUGGACCGUCCGAAGCAGGCGGUGGUGGACCAGCCGGACAACAAGGAAAACCGUACCGAUGGCACCUUCCUCAUCCCGAACGAGCUGACGCAGGAACAGCUGGAAGAUCGAGAGAAGCUGGACAUUCUCGAGUACGUCGCCAAGUACCGGAAACGCAGGCCGCUGCUCGACAUUUAAACGCGAACGAGACCCGCACACGCUGGACGUUUCAUUAGUUUGUAGCUUCAUUUUUCAUUGUUUAUUAUUGUGAAGUCUAUACAGGCGCCGCCUGUUACUAUUUCGUUUGAUAUAUUUUUGACUUGAAUUGUAGUGGGUUACUCUCUGUUAAUUAAGCAAUGUGACGUCGUAUCGUCGCUUUAAUGAAUGUAAUAAUUUUUAAUGCAACUAGACUGUUAUCGAUCUCUGCUGGUAACUGUACAGACGACAAAUGCACUCACUAAGCGUCGAUCACAAAUCCAUUGACCAGAACCAGCGGAAUCAUAUUUUUGUGUUAAUGAUAAAAAGAAAACGCUUCCUAAAGUUCUUGCUCAUUUGUUAAUAUUUUGGCAAAGUUUUACUUUUCAGUUUAAAAAACAUUUUGUUUUUAUUCUUUUUGGCACUUAAACUUUAGCGUAAAUAGAUGGACUGGUAGGCCUUUCUCUCCCUCGUCUGUCAACAACAAUCAUCCAUAAGCAACAAUAUCCCUCCGAUCCAAGUUCCUAUUUUGUUCCCCUUUUAAUACGUAGCAUACACACACAUUCACAAAUUCGCUUAGGUUUUUUUAAUUUUUUUCCUAAUUAAUGAGCAAAAUUUAUGCAGCAUAAAAUCUUAAAUAUUUCUAUACUAGCAAGCUUCCGAUUUACAUUAUUAAGUUUUUUUUUUCAAUAAAAUAAUAUUAAACGCUAUUGUAUUACAUGCAUUGGAUAUGAAAAAAACAACAACUUUUGUUUUGCAUUUUGCUUUCGACGCAUGAAAACAUUAGACUGAAUGUUAUAAUGACUACACUUAGCUGUUUAGUUAUAGUAUUGUAAUAAACGUUGGUGUUGACGGCGGAACUAGGGCCAGGUCACACGAAGGAAAGGCCUUCAGAGUUCUAAACGCCAAGACCGAAGACGGGUUUAUGAAAUAAAGUGGGUUGGUGCCCUCCAGAUAGCUCCUUUCAGCUCCUGAUAUAACAAAUUGUACCUUAAACGUUCCAGCUAGCAUUUUCGUGGUGGUAACCUAUGCUGCGAAAGUGGGGCAAUUGCUACAAUUACCUUUCGGACAGGGCAGAGUGACCCAAGAAACAAAUCCUAGGAAAGGCUAAGAAAUUUAAAAGAAUACCUUCGUUACGGUUCUGAAUUAAGGCUGAAGUUUAUGAAACAAAAUCGAUUCUUUUAUGCGAACACGUUUGGAAGUGUUAAAACGUGUCCCCGUACACGUAUUUUAAGAGCGCUGGUGUCGAGUCGUGUGAAAAAUACAUAUAUAUUUUUAUAAAUCUA